Messenger RNA from Talpa occidentalis (Iberian mole), 3317 nucleotides. It is a transcript of the gene RMI2, whose product is annotated as RecQ mediated genome instability 2. The record is from RefSeq and is a predicted model, not a curated record. Gene Ontology annotation, cellular component: nuclear speck; cytosol. Bases 1 to 447 code for a protein of 148 amino acids. Gene Ontology annotation, biological process: DNA repair; regulation of sister chromatid segregation; negative regulation of double-strand break repair via homologous recombination. The transcript has 3 exons. Lineage: Eukaryota; Metazoa; Chordata; Mammalia; Eulipotyphla; Talpidae.
AUGGCGGCGGCGGCGGCCUCGCUCUCAGGCGGCGGCCCGGGGCCCGUGAGGCUGCCGCGCUCGCCGCCCUUCAAGGUGCUGGCGGAGCAGCUGCGGCGCGACGCGGAGGGCGGCCCGGGCGCGUGGCGGCUGUCGCGGGCGGCCGCGGGCCGCGGGCCGCUGGAGCUGGCGGCCGUGUGGAUGCAGGGCACCGUGGAGGCGGCGGCCGGCGGCGCGGCGCGGCUGCGCGACCCGAGCGGGCCCUUCUCGGUGCGCGGCCUGGAGCGGGUGCCGCGCGGGCGGCCCUGCCUCGUCCCAGGAAAGUAUGUGAUGGUCAUGGGAGUGGUCCAGGCAUGCAGCCCGGAGCCCUGCCUGCAGGCUGUGAAGAUGACGGAGCUCUCCGAUAAUCCCAUCCAUGCGAGCAUGUGGGAGCUGGAAGUGGCAGAUUUGCACAGGAGUAUCCCUUAGGUGCUGGCGCCCUCGGUAACAACAAUAGAGCUCAAGCUGCAGUUUCCCAAUUUUACCAGGGAUGGUCCUUUUUCCAUGGCUGCUGGGAUCCUAUUUUACAUGCAGAAUUUGAAUCUCAGGCGAGCCCAUGGCCCCCCCAGAGCAGUUAGGCCAGGAAAGCAAAGGACUGACGUCAGCUCCGAGGGUCCCCUGUCCACAACCUCCACGUCCAGUUUGCAGGACUAAUGGCCUCCUCAGCAGCUGUCUGCUUCGGCCCCCGGCAACUUGGUUGGGGUCCUCCUCCUUCCACGUGGACGCUGAUGCCAGCCCGCACCCCCCUUCACCUGGAGAUGGCGAGACUCUUUCCACAAUGCACGUUGAAAUUAAAACCAAGCUUGAGAACGACUUUCAGGCAUUUGCUCACCUUCAGCCUCAUGGCUUUCGGUGAGACGCAGGGGGCGACCUCUUGGCUCGGACGUCUGUUGUGUGUGGCGUGACUUUUUAACUUCGUUGCUUUGGAUGGCAGGUCUCUGCGCUCUGCCAGGGCCUCCUGUUUUUUCCACAGAUUAUAACUAUCGGGGGAGCCAGGUUCUGGGCCUAUAUUGCCAUAGAGUUUUGCUGAAUUAUUAAUCUUAUGCCUUGAAUAAAUUAUUACAUAGGCUAUUUUUUUUUUUCCAAGUUGACUAUUUUUUAGAGCAUCUUUAAAUUCGUAGGGGAGAAAAAGAGAGUGCAGCCUUCCCCUACACUCCCCGCUCAGUUUCCCCUCACGUUAGUAUCUUGCCGUGGGGCGGAACAUCAGGUACAAGCGAGGAGCCAACAUACCCGAGGAGCAGCUGAAGCCUGUGGCUAGCUCUCGGUGCCGCUUUUGGGGCGCGCAGUUCUGUGAGUUUUACAAAAGCGUUAUAGGGAGGGGCACCGCCCUGGCCAUCCCGCCCUCCCCCAGCUCCGAACACCCUCCCUCAUUCCGUCUCCACAGUUUGCCUUCUCCAGACUGCCAUGCAGUUGGAUCAUACAGCGACUUUUUCCAACUGGCUUCUUUCACUUAGCAAUACGCACUCAAGGCUUCUCCGUGUAUUUUUGAAACGCGAUAGCUCCUUUCUUUUUAUCGCUGAGUAACACACCAUUGCAUAGAUCCACCACCGUCUGUUUACCCAUUCCCCUGUUCAAGGGCAGAUCUUUGAAUCCAACUUUUGGGAGUCAUUCAUAGCGCUGCUAUUAAACACGUGUGUGUGGACAUGAGUUUUCAGCUUUUUGGGGUGAAAGCCUGGGGCACGCUCGGCGGUCACGUGGUAUGUUGCGCCUUGUGAGGAACUGCCAGACUGUCUGCCUCAGUCCACUUGGGUUGCUGUAACAAAACACCAUAGACAGGGGGCUUACAAACAACAGAAACUUAUUUCUCGAAGGUUCUGGAGAUCUAAGGUCAAGGUGCCAGCAGAUUCAAAGUGCACUUCCUGGCUCAGAGAUGGUGUUCCCACAUAGGCCAGGGGUUCCUGGGGGCCCAUUUAUCCGGGCACUAAUCCCAUCAUGAGGGGUCCACCACAUGAAUUAAUCACCUCCCAACGGCCCACCUCCUAACACUGUAUUUGUGGUUGGGUUUCAACGUGAAUGGGGGCCAGUCUCAAGCCCCGUCUCCCCAAGCUGCUACACCAUUUUGUGUUCCCCUCAGCCAUGUACGAGACAAGCGUUCCCCUUGUGCCAAACCUUUGCCAGCGUUUGGUAUUGUCAGAGUUUUGGGUCUGCUGUGUUUAAACUACAGCAUUUUCUCUUAAUGAGGCUAAUUGGAAAGUGCACAUUGUACGUGUGUGUUUUUAUUGCUGAUCUGCAUUCGUUGACCACUUGACACUUGUCUCCAGCUUUUUUUUAAAUUUAUUUAUUUAUGCAUACAAGAACUGGGGUGUAGCUAGAGGUGUGGGGGGUGAGAGGAUUCACCAGAGACAGAGUGGGGAGCGGAACAGGCAGACUGACUGAAAUACACUGCUGAGGGAAGCAGCAGGCGAGACAGGUGAAGUCUGCUGCGCCAUGUGGGUCAGCUCCCUGGCUGGGGAUCAAACUUGUGUCACAGUGGCUGCAAAUUGCUUCAUAGUGCUGAGACUUAACCCCUUGCACCACUAGGGAGGCCCCCCAGCGUUUUUUGUUCCGCGUUUGGGGGUGGUGGGCAGUGACGACGAGCCCUGCGCCUCUGGAGACCUGACAAGCCCUUCCUUUGUCCUUCAAUUUGCAGUGUGACUGCGGGCAAGUCACCUAACCUGUGCUUUAGUUUCCUCAAGUACAAAUUGCAGAUUAUACAACACCCACUUCAUUGCGCAGAUGUGAGGAAUAAAAUGAAGAUGUGUGUAAAUCACCUCUGCGUGUGCCAGGCAAUUGUUGCUGGGAGGAAUAAUAUGUUAUUACUUACAUCAUCAGCUGUUAAAAAAAUUAUGUAUCAAGUCGUUCUAGAACUACAGAAAAAUUGCAGAUAGUACAAAGUGUACAAAUAUACCCACAUCCGGGUCCCUUUAUUAUUAGCAUCUUCAAUUAGUAUGGCACACUCGUGACAGUGAAGCAAUAGUGUAAUGUUUUGAUGAACCAAAGUGUAUGCUUAAUCCAUCUUCCUUAGCUUUUUUCCCCCCCGAAUGUCCUCUUUCUGUUCCAGGAUCCCAUCCAGGUUAACCCACCACAUUUAGUCAUCCUGUCUCCUGAGAGGCUCCUCCUGGCUGGGACCGUCCAUCAGUUGCUUUUAAUUACUGACGUUUCAUUUUGAUAUACUCUAUGGGCUCUCUUGCUGGAGGAUUCUUGUUUAAACUUCAUUCCAGGGCCUCCUGGGGACCUAGGGGUUAAGGCUCAGGGCUACCACCACAAAGGCCCACCGUGAAUGCCUGAAUUCUAUCCCUGGCCAGGGAGCUGACCCACAU